CUGAGUUUCGCGGGAGGGCUCUUGAGCGCGUAAACCGUAUCCCUUCAUUCAUCAGGCCGUUUCCUGAAGCCAUUUCUAGACGGCAGAUACGAGAGUUGCGCUACUUUUAAAUCCGUUGCAUCUGCCUAAAUGCACUUUCUUAAUGAAAAAUACCUUUUAAAAGCCGAUCAUUCAGACUUUAAUCUUCACUUCAGUCUGAUUAUUUUUGUAGUCACGACGACGGAUUAGCAGCCACGAAGCCUCGAAAGUUCAGAGACAAGAAAGGGGUUACCCCGAGAACGCAAGAUGAGAAGAGGGAUCUCCUCGGCUCCGGACAAAGUGAUUUUAGCGGGCGUCGGGGGCUCUUCUCUGGACAAUAACAUCAUUUUAACAGCCCUCUCGGAUCGUUUAAACCCCGGUCAAUCCAGUACUACGUAUAUUCAGAUAAUAACCACACCACCGCCUUGUAACGUUACACAGACAUCAAAUGUGUGUUUAUCCGAGCCUCAGCUCAGUAACAUUUACUCAACUCCCCAACAAGCUGCAGCAAACGGAACAGGACAGCGACCCGCUCUGGGAAGACCUCCGGCAAAAAGGCGGUUGGCUCUUGAUGAUUCGGACCACCAGUACCAGCCAGAACCAGCCAAAACUCCACGAGGAAGAGGAGCAGCAGCCAACGGGACACGGAUAAAGACGCCAAGAACACCCAAGUCUCCCCCUGAGAAGACACGAUACGACACCUCCCUGGGGCUGCUAACGAAGAAGUUCGUGGAUCUUCUUGCUCAGUCUUCUGAUGGAGUUCUGGACCUCAACAUUGCAGCAGAAACUUUACAGGUCCAAAAAAGGCGUCUGUAUGACAUCACCAAUGUGCUAGAAGGCAUUCAUCUCAUCAAGAAGAAAUCUAAGAACAACAUUCAGUGGAUGGGCUGCAGUCUGCUGGAGGUGGAGGGGGCUCUGGGCCAAAGACAAGAGCUGACGGCGGAAGUUUCUGCUCUGGGUGAAGAAGAGCAGCGGCUGGAGCAGCUCAUCCAGAGAUGCAGCCUCGACAUGAGACACAUGAGCGACCUGCCCUGCAACCAGAAGUAUGCUUAUAUAACAUAUCAAGACAUCAAACAGGUGGAGAGCCUCAGAGACCAGACUGUUAUCGUGGUCAAAGCACCCACAGACACCAAACUGGAAGUACCAGAUCCUGACGAGAGUUUAUCCAUUCACCUAACCAGCACCAAGGGCCCAAUAGAAGUUCUGCUGUGCCCGGAUGAGACGGACAUGAGAAGUCCCAUAAAGAACGGCAGCACGGACAUCAACGGGAACUCGCCUUUCCUCAAAGUGAUUCAAGAUUCCAGCUGCACAUCCUCACCUCUCAGCUCCUUCCUGUCUCCACCCGCCAUCACCACGGCCGUCUCUGUCACCACUCUGUCCCCGAUCUCAUCUACUUACACCAGUCUGCUCCAGCAGACAGAAGACCAGAUGCAGUCGUCCCAGGGGCCUUUCCUAAACCUCGUACCUCCCAUUCUGGAUGACGACUACCUUUUAGGUUUGGGAGACGACCAGGGAAUUAGUGACCUGUUUGACGCCUGUGACUUUGAUAAAAUUCCCUCGCUGGGUCUAGACGAUCUGUUGUGCAGCUAGCACUAGCUACAAAAAACAAACACAAAAAAAGAAAACUGAUGAGGGCGAAACACUGAGGGCUGUUCUUUCUCACAGAGGGUCUGACUCCAUGUUUGUCGUGGUUUGGAUGAUUAAUGGACCUCGGUGGGAAGUCAUCUUUUGUUUGUCAGUGGAUAGUUUAUUUUUUAACAGCUGGUGUGAAGAAGUGCAAGGUCCCACUUCACCUGGCAUUAUCACCCCUGGUAUCACCUGGUAGGCUGGGUCUAGUUAAGCUGCUUAAAUCCAAUCGACGAACCACAAAAGGAAGGUCGAUUUCAGCGGAUCAAAGUUCUCGGUGAUGUGUCUAGUAACCAGAUGCAACGAGUUAUCUAGGAUGCACUUAAUGCUUAAGUGCCAAGUGUUGUGGGGAGGACAUCUGAUGAGGUUUUAAUGUUUGGUUAUGUUUGUUUACACCCGUGAUGCGGUUGCCCACUUUGUGUGCAAACGAAGAACAAUUUAAAAGUGUAAGACCAUGAAAAGAAAAGGGUCGUUGUAGGUGGACGGCAUUUGGGACGGCAGGUGAACAAGCUUUAGGUGAAUGUUUGUUGAGAGUGUUCAACAGGGCAGUGUCCAAUAGAGACCAAGUGGGACACUGCAGAUUUUAACUGUGCAAUGGUCUAAAUAAACAUGAAGAUAAUAAUGAAAUGAAAAGCCAUAACCAGUCAGUAAGAAGAGGUUUUACAGGAAUCACCCCUUUACACCAUUUUUCAUCACAUCCAAAUUCCCAGUCAUCACUUUUAUAAAACUACAAAUAAAAAAAAAUCAACACAAAUUUCAAAAAUACCAAAUAACAAAAAAAAAAACAUGUUAUUCAGACUUCAUGCAGCCAAUCCUGUGUGUGUUUUGAGUCCGUAAGUUCUUAAGAAUUCCAAUAAAAAGGUCUGAAAUGGAAGCUCAGCUUUUAGCGAUCACAGCGUCGACUUUUUCUCCACUGACGUUUUCUCGAGUGUGUACAGCAUGAAUGAGUCCCAUCCAGCUCGCUGUGUAAAUGAAUGUACAGUUUGCUAUGUUUUCAAUGUACAAAGGUACUGUAGGCUACCUCUCACUAAAUGUUGAACUGUAGUUGUAGCAAAGAGGCUACACCAUGGUGUGUGUCUUAAAAUUCCCUUCUGUCAUAGAGAUGAUUUAGAAGUGAUGCUGGAUUUUACAAUCCAAACAGAAAGGUUGAACGUUUGCUCAUAGCAAGUUUUAGAUUAUGUUGAAUUUAAUUUAUAGGCUGCACAUCUGAUACUGAAUUGGACAUAUGUAUCACAAUAUAUAAAUAUAUUUUUGUCAACUUUUCAGUAAGUUAUUUAUCUUGUUACUCGUCUCGACGCAAAACCCCGACAGUGGAACGACCCACACACACGCAGUAUUUCAUCUGUAUUUACUAGUCUUUAGGAGACUGUGAGUGUGUUUAUACACGCUACUGUAUCACUAUGGAUGAUUAGGAUGUCCUUGACCCAAGCGUGUGGAGAGCUUUGGUUUUAAGACACGGCUUCAGUUUUUCAAUAAUAUCAGGGAGACUGUUGCAGUUUGAAAAACUACCAAUACGUCUGCCGUCGUCGCGCCACCAUAAUCCAUGGAAGUGAAAAUUGUUAGUGUGCCACAGUCCGAAAUAAAUACAAUUGCCUUGAAUGCAUCAUGAUGUCCCUUUUAGGGGGAAAAAAAUCUUUUUUUGUGUAUUUGAUAUAAUUUUUUCCCAGUUUGGUUCUCAGAUCACCAACAGCUCAUGCAGACGAUCUAAUUCUAUAAUAUAUUUCAAGCACCUAACUAUUUUUUAUGAGGUGGAAACACUUGGAAAAAUUCUACUUUUCCAGAUUUCCAACGAAAGUAAAGAUUUUAAAUGAACCACUGAAGGGGUGUUUUUGUAUUUUGGGUGACUUGUUUUUUUUCUUUUGUAUGACUAAUGUGUGAUUAGAUCUUAUCUAUAAAAAAUAAACAUAUUAGGCUUAAUAUGAGCAUAAUCCAAACUGUUACCAAAUACAAUACUCUUAAAUGUGCUGCAGAAAUUGUGGUAACUGAUGGGAAAAAGCUCGACAAAAACAACAUUGCUGCCUGGUUUCAUGAACAGAGAAACGGAUAUUUUGCAGUGUGAAUGCAUGGGUGUUGAAUGUUAUCUGAACUAAUUGGAUGUGUUUGAUGUGAGUUACAGAUCGUUUCUACAUUAAAUUGAUGAAUUUGAGUUGUGUGUCGUGGGUGGGGGUAAAGAGGAGUCCAGAUUUUUUGUAUUGUGGAGAUUUGCAAUAAAAAAAAAUAAAGGAAAUUUAAAAAA
This is a messenger RNA of Nothobranchius furzeri (turquoise killifish), 3880 nucleotides long. Its product is annotated as transcription factor E2F3. The record is from RefSeq and is a predicted model, not a curated record. Gene Ontology annotation, molecular function: RNA polymerase II cis-regulatory region sequence-specific DNA binding; protein dimerization activity; DNA-binding transcription factor activity, RNA polymerase II-specific. Gene Ontology annotation, biological process: regulation of transcription by RNA polymerase II. NCBI's taxonomy places the organism in Eukaryota, Metazoa, Chordata, Actinopteri, Cyprinodontiformes, Nothobranchiidae. Gene Ontology annotation, cellular component: RNA polymerase II transcription regulator complex.